Molecule: messenger RNA, 549 nt
Organism: Echinococcus granulosus
Lineage: Eukaryota; Metazoa; Platyhelminthes; Cestoda; Cyclophyllidea; Taeniidae
Exons: 5
Coding region: 1-549 (182 amino acids)
Source: RefSeq, a predicted model, not a curated record
AUGCCUUGCUAUGUUGAGGCGUUUUAUCAUCAAAGCUACAUGAGUCAGAAGAAUCGUGAAGAGGAAAUAGGAGCACAAAAGGCAGUAAAAACUUUGCAAAUGGAAACUGACAGCACAAUAUCUCCAAUAACAUUUGCAGUACCAACCACUUCCCAAGUCAUAUCCUCUUCCAACUUUGGCAGGAAUAUAUGUAAACAUGAUUGCUUAAGAAUAGCAAUGAUUAGUUCAAGCUAUAGCUUAAUGGAGCCCUAUCCAUUGUGGGUGCAGAACUUCGAAAGGACUUUUUCGGAGAAUGAGUCUACUAUUAAGUCUCCAGUGUCAAAGAUGCACCAUCGCUCUAAAAAGUGCGAUUUCAAAUUUGAAUGGGGAGAAGAAACUGAUUAUAAUGUUAUGCCAUGCUUAAAAUCCUUUAACAAACACCAAUUAGAAUUAUAUUUUGAAUUAUUAUCAGCCGCAGUGAAUGAGAGCAUGUAUAAAAGUUUUCUGUUCUUAUGGUUGCAAAAUAAAACAUGUUGUUUUUAUGUUUUAAAGUUGAUUGAUGGGCAAUAA